Aphanomyces invadans is the source of this 1051-nucleotide messenger RNA. RefSeq lists its product as hypothetical. The annotation marks the transcript as partial. Lineage: Eukaryota; Oomycota; Saprolegniomycetes; Saprolegniales; Verrucalvaceae. The transcript has a single exon. The record is from RefSeq and is a predicted model, not a curated record.
AGAAGAAUUGCCAGCGUCCUCGACGCGACCAUUUGGUCGCUUUCGAACGUGUUUGUGGCCGCAGCGCUGUCACUUGGUCAAUUUGAAAUCUGCCAUGAAGACCGCGCUCGCCCUUGCCCUUUGCGCCGUGACUGUGUCGGGCGCACGCCAGUGGAUUAUCAACCAUGGCCAGUUCAACGGCGACCCAUCUCCACGUGAGCCAUCCGAUCAGGAAGAGACCGAGUUUGCACGUCGUGGCCCACACGUGCCUGCAAUUGCCUCGUCGCCCGACACGCGCAUCGCGCUCGAGACGCAAGGGUUUAACGAAAAUGCCCGUGCGCCAAGCACGCACACGUUCCGUGCGUCGUUGGCCGACGAAGACAACAAGGACUUUGUCGAUUCGCUGCUGGGGUCGCUGGACGGAAGCACGCAAGUCAUAUCGGAUGGCCACCUGACGGACGCUGUACAGAGCCACGACCUCAAGUGGGCCGUGAUCUCGGGGACAGACGGUGUCAUCGCAACCGGCCAUAACAACGAGUUGGUGCAAGCCCUCCUCGAUGCUUCCCUCGACGGGGAUGCCAUAGAAGAUCCAACCAAGCCUGUGGAUCCUUGGCAUGAACCAGGUCAAGAGCACGCGCUCCUGGACGACUCGCGACGGCACGUUUACCGGUAUGGUCGCAAGAUUUUCCUCGACGAAGCGAAGAAGCCCGCCCAUCGCCGCUCCAGAAAAGGCAAGCAUGUCCUGCUCGAAGACGAACAGGAACGAAACGCGCAUUGGUACCACCGAGACCUCUUGGUCGAGCUGCGCAAUGCCAUUGACAACAUUGUCGACAGCGACAAUUAAGAGCUGCUAGCUCCCCAACAUGAUGGAUGUGUUUGAGUGUGGUCGUUGCACGCCAGAAUUGGAGUGGGGAGGGAGCACAGCGGACGGGCCAGCACCGCCAAGACAAGCCCACCUGACAGAGCGCUGUCUGGGGGGCGGGCACUUUGUCCAACGCCAAGACUACCCUCGACACGACCAUCACGUUACCCUCAUGUCCUGCUUCCAUGCUUCCUUUUAAUGUAGUCUCCC